This is a messenger RNA of Electrophorus electricus (electric eel), 2681 nucleotides long. It is a transcript of the gene nr2c2, whose product is annotated as nuclear receptor subfamily 2, group C, member 2. The record is from RefSeq and is a predicted model, not a curated record. Gene Ontology annotation, molecular function: DNA-binding transcription factor activity; zinc ion binding; sequence-specific DNA binding. NCBI's taxonomy places the organism in Eukaryota, Metazoa, Chordata, Actinopteri, Gymnotiformes, Gymnotidae. Gene Ontology annotation, biological process: regulation of DNA-templated transcription.
GGUCACGAACUAUGACCUUUCACAGUAGAAAAACAAUAACAAAUAAUUUUUAAACACAACCACUGUAAUCUACAUUCACCAAUCUUGCAGGUAGUACUGUGGUUAAUUGAUUCUACACUGGCCCAGUCCAGUCAGAUGCCUCUAAUGACCCUAUAUCAUCAUGACAACCAACGUGGAGGUGCUGGCUCAGCAGAUAGUAACCACUGAGCAGGUUGCAGAGACACAGUCGUCUCCCUCAGCCAGCCCAGUGAUGAGCACCUCUCCCCAGCAUAUUCAGAUCAUCUCCACUGACCCCUCCAUCACCACGCCCCAGAGAAUACAGAUUGUGACAGACCAGCAGACGGGGCAGAAGAUCCAGAUCGUGACGUCGGUGGACGCUGCGAACGUGUCCAAACCUCAGUUCAUUCUGGCUGCCCAUGAUGGCGCAGCGGCAGGCAAGGUCAUCCUGGCGUCCCCCGAUAGCCCCAGCGCCAAGCAGCUCAUCUUCGCCACGGCAGACAGCGUGAUGCCUGGGCGGAUACAGUUUGUUACAGAUGCAGUUUCAGUGGAAAGGCUCCUGAGCAAGGGAGGAGAGAUGGGCCGCCCACAGCCUGUGGAGUACUGCGUAGUAUGUGGAGAUAAAGCGUCAGGGAGGCAUUAUGGGGCUGUUAGCUGUGAGGGCUGCAAGGGCUUCUUCAAGCGAAGCGUCAGGAAGAGUCUGACCUACAGUUGCCGUAGCAACCAAGACUGCGUGGUCAACAAGCACCAUCGCAACCGCUGCCAGUUCUGCCGUCUCAGGAAGUGCCUGGAGAUGGGCAUGAAGAUGGAGUGUGAGUUGCACGUUCACGCAAGCACGUGCUCAGUCACAAAAUCCGUACAGAGUGAGAGGAAGCCGCUAGACCUCCCCCGAGAGAAGCCCGCCAACUGCGCUGCCUCAACGGAGAAAAUCUACAUCCGGAAAGACUUGCGCAGUCCUCUGAUAGCCACGCCCACUUUCAUCACCGACAAGGAUGGCUCUCGCUCUGGGUUAUUGGACCCUGGGAUGCUGGUGAAUAUCCAGCAACCUCUCAUCCAGGCCGACGGCACGUUGCUCCUAGCAACAGAUGCAAAGGCAGAGGCAGGUCAUAGUGAUCUGGGGACACUUGCCAACGUGGUGACAUCAUUAGCCAAUCUUAAUGACUCGCUCAACAACGGUGACAUGUCACACAGCCAGCAGGAGGAGUCAGCCAGCGAAAUCACACGUGCCUUUGACACUCUGGCCAAAGCCUUGAACCCCAACGAGGUGGCGGAGGGGCAGAACCUCUCCGAGGCAGAGUGUGUAGGUGGAGCCACAAUACAGGUGAUCGGCCGAGAUCAAGCCACGCCCCUCAUUGAAGUGGAGGGCCCUCUGCUUACAGACACGCAUGUCAGCUUCAAGCUGACCAUGCCCAGUCCGAUGCCUGAGUAUCUGAACGUUCAUUACAUCUGCGAGUCUGCAUCCCGUCUGCUCUUUCUCUCAAUGCACUGGGCACGCUCUAUUCCAGCCUUCCUUGCCCUCGGGCAGGAGUGUAACACGUCUCUGGUACGGGCAUGCUGGAACGAACUUUUCACGUUAGGUUUGGCUCAGUGUGCUCAGAUCAUGAGCCUGUCCACCAUCCUGGCCGCCAUCGUCAACCACCUGCAGACAAGCAUACAGGAUGACAAGCUGUCUAGUGAGCGGGUGAAGCUGGUAAUGGAACACAUCUGGAAGCUACAGGAGUUCUGCAACAGCAUGGCCAAGCUGGAGACAGAUGGUUACGAAUACGCCUACCUGAAAGCCAUCGUGCUCUUCAGCCCCGAUCACCCAGGCCAGGGUAGCAGCAACCAGAUUGAGAAGUUCCAGGAGAAGGCACAGAUGGAGCUGCAGGACUACGUGCAGAAGACCUAUCCAGAUGAUGCGUACAGGUUGGCACGAAUGCUGAUGCGUCUGCCAGCGUUGCGGUUGAUGAGCUCCAGCAUAACGGAGGAGCUCUUCUUCACCGGCCUCAUCGGGAAUGUGCCCAUUGACAGCAUCAUCCCCUACAUCCUCAAAAUGGAGACUGCUGACUACAACAGCCAAAUCACCGGUCCCACCGCAUGACCACAGAGUGACCCGCUUUGAGCCACAGACGCGGGUGAACUGGACUGAAAUUCCAAACAACUUAUAUUAUCCCUUACCUUCAUGUGGAUUGAUGAAGUUUUUGGGGGUUUUUUUAGUUUUUUUUUCCUGAACUGAAGGUUUUCCUCUGCCUACAUAACAGCCCUGCCCUUGAAGUGAGACCAUCUAACUGAAGGUGAAGGUCACUUAAAAUAUAUGUAUUUUUGUUCUUUGGGAAAAGUGCAACAUGGAACUUUGAGUUUUUCAAAUCUGGACAUUUGUUGUGUGAAAAAUGUAAAAACAGCCAUUGGUUUAGUUUUUGUUUGCUUUUCUUCUCUUAAAGCACUUCAGACAUUUAGCACUUCAGACCUUGGGGCUAGGUAGGAAAUUUACCAUUCAAAUGUUUUGUAUUAUUCAGGAGCAGCCAUGUAUUAAGAAUUUUUUAAUCAGCUGUAAGUGGACUGUUGUAAAGUCCCUUGGCAUUCUGUAAGCAUUUUAAUGGAAUGCAAUUAAUUACAACCUCUUUUAGAAACCUCUGAAUCGAUCCUCAAUAUCCUUUGCAAAGAGUUGCAUCAAUCUCUAGAAGACCAGAUUAAAAAAAAAAAAA